Molecule: messenger RNA, 10212 nt
Organism: Acanthaster planci (crown-of-thorns starfish)
Lineage: Eukaryota; Metazoa; Echinodermata; Asteroidea; Valvatida; Acanthasteridae
Product: transcription factor Sox-5-like
Biological process (GO): regulation of transcription by RNA polymerase II; cell fate commitment
Cellular component (GO): nucleus
Molecular function (GO): DNA-binding transcription factor activity, RNA polymerase II-specific; RNA polymerase II cis-regulatory region sequence-specific DNA binding
Source: RefSeq, a predicted model, not a curated record
GGUUAACUACGUUUUGCUGUUUUGACUGCCACUUUAUGAAUAAAGACAACAGAGGGCGCUUGAAUUAACCGGUAGCUGUUAAGCUUGUCAAGCUGGACCAUAAUUUCAAGAAAUUGUUCUGGUUUCAUUUAGUAGUUUCAGUCUUGGUUUUGGCUUUCAUGAUUUAACUGUCGUUCUUGGAAGAGAACAUUUACGCCACCAAGAAAAUGACUUUCACUUAUGUUAAUUUGUUUUGGAGAAUUCAUUAACAUUUUCAAUGUAGACGUUCAUAUUAUUUGCAGAUUUGCCGAGAACAAUUCGAGGAAUUCAACAUGGCGGCCCCUACACGGUAUCCACGAAAAAUGACACUCGGCAUUGUUAUCUUGGAAAUCUAACCGUACACUUUCCGUUUGUCACCAGUCUGCCAAUAUGCCUCAUUGUAACCGAAAGUGCUGAUGUUUUGAGUUGGACAAGAAUUUCCCAUCACUGUGUCUUCCAUGAAGAACGGGCAAACAGGCCUGGGCCUCGACCUAUUCCUUGAACUGUUCGAGUGGUUAUCACAGGCAACACAAGUUACCGUGCGUGUGGGUCAUGCGGUGCGGGGUGUUGUGAAGCUUUGGCCGGGUUGGUCGUGGCGCAUAGCGGUGGCUGAACAAAAAACCAUUGUUAGCGGUAUUGUGUUUACCCAUUGUUUGCCAAACAAAGCUGUUGAAAAGGCACAUGUUUGAGACAGGUGCAGUAACAGCCGUCCACUUGGAAGCAGGAAAUUGCUUGCAUCGAUAAGCAGAUAGGCCUAGGUGAAAAAGGCACAUGGUGUUCGGAGUUGACCUGUGACUGUUAAAACUGCAUGCUACCAGCUCUGAAUAUUCAUUAGACAGAGCGAAUGAAGAGAAUGAAGGUGGUAUGAGAUGAUUCUAAGCGAGGCACAUUUCUGAAACGCAGAGAGAGACGACUGCAAUGUCAGUUCGCCAAUCCAGCCCAGCUAUGGGCACCGACGGAAUCCAGAUAAAGCAAGAGCCCUUGGAUGAGGACAGCGAUCGGCAAAGCGAUGGUGACAGCAGCGGCAGCCAUGCUGGGAGUGGUGCUGGUAUGAGCAACAUUGUUGAGAACGACAUGGCAGAUGUCCAGAUGGAAUGUGAUGAGAUCAGCAAUGGGCAUGCUCAGAUGAAUGGCGAGACGGACAGCCGCACCCCAUCAGUGCACAUGGACGGAGAUGUGAACAGUGAUGAACAAUGCCUAACCGACAACGGUCAUAGUCCGACUCUGACAAACGGAGUUGACGGUGACCUGCACAUAGAUAAUAACAAUACUCUACUUAAGGAUGCAGCUGAGGUGGAGAGAAGUAUAGAGGUGGCUGAGAUGGAGUUGAGGAAAGCACCAGAGCCUGGAGCACCCACACCCAAGAGCCUUGCCGAAAAAGAAGCGAGAUUAGAACAACUCCUCUCCCAGCUGAAUGUCCUGAAGGAACAGCUCCUCGCCCAGCAGCAAGAGGCAGCCGCCAUGCACCGGUCGCAGAUCCAACGCCAGCAGCGGCAGAUGGAGCUGCAGCGACUUCAGCAGGACAUGCUACAGCGCCAGCAGCAGCAGUUGCUGGAGCAGCAGCAUAAGAUCACCAUCCUGACCCAGGCCAUGCAGCACCAGAGCGGGCAGUUCAUUCGACUGGUGCCCAUUUACCCCCAGGAUUACCCUGCUGGGGUGGCACCGGUGCUGAUUGCGCCAGAUGGCACGGCCGUCAGCAGCAGCACCCAGACAGGGACCAAGACCACUCAGGCUGGACUGAGCACCUCCCACCUCUUAGCCGGUCACCCAGGGCUUCCAUCACCCCAGCUCACCACGGGGAUCCCUGUCCCCGUCAAGCCCCCCAUGCACACCGCCAGCCCAAAGGGUCUUCUGACUAUCCCCCAUGCUUCGUUCCCGCCGACGGGCUUCCCUUCCACCCGUACCAGUCCCAGCACUGUUGCACCCUCGCUGCAGCAGGAUUCAAACCCUGAACCUCUCAAUCUGUCUGCUCGGGGUUCAAACUCCUCAUCUUCCUCCUCCCUCUCCACCAGCUGGUCUUCCAGAGGCACUUCCGACAGCAGCGCCUCAAGUAAAGGGUCCACUUCCCCCUCACAGACGUUCGUCACAUCCCGGCCUGUCAAGAUCACGGAACCACUCAAGCGUAGUCAGUCGCUGUCGCCCAAGACCAGUUACCAGAAAUACACUGCUCAUGAGGCAGAAAUCGUCAACCAUGCAUCUUCCUCCCAGAUUCGUUUGUUCCAUGACAAAGCAGAAAUUAGACCGGGAGUGUCAGUCACACCUACGGAAACAGCAGCUCUCGCUGCAGCCAGCAAUUUCCCGACAGCGUCGGACAAAGAGAAGAUUGCUCUGGAAGCACUGACCAAUCAGCUUCCAUCGAGAACAAUAGCAAUGUACAACGGGGACCAUAACGGGGACAGCAGCUCCAAUGCAAGCGUCAGUGAAAACGGCGAUGAACCGACCACAUACCCUUUGCAUAUGUUGCAGAGUAUGAAAAAGUCCAUUGUCAUCGACCUAACCGAUGAGGACGGGAGACCCAAGAUGGACGUUCAAGUUGACAAUUCGACGAUUGCCCGUAUGUACCGGGACACGCGGAAGCUGGACGCCAACCGGCCGCACAUCAAGCGGCCGAUGAACGCCUUCAUGGUGUGGGCCAAGGAGGAGAGAAGAAAGAUACUGGCGAGACAUCCUGACAUGCACAACUCCAACAUCAGCAAGAUACUCGGUUCCAAAUGGAAGACAAUGUCCAAUGCCGAGAAACAGCCAUACUAUGAAGAGCAAGCUCGUCUCAGCAAGGCCCACCUGGAGAAAUACCCGGAUUACAAGUACAAGCCCCGCCCAAAACGCACCUGCAUCAUCGACGGCAAGAAGCUGAAGAUCGGCGAGUACAAGGCCCUGAUGCGGGCCAAGCGGCAGGAGGUCCGACACGUCUUCUACACUCGGGACGGCGAACACAUGGUGCGAGCGCCCAACAUUGGCCCCAUGUCACCCCAGGGGUUGUCCAUGGUGGAAGGUGCUUACUCCCUGGGGCAAGUCUCUUCCCCUAUGUCCCUGGAAUCGCCCACAGAGUACUGAGCCAUCAAAGUGUCAUUGGUUUUUUUUUUUUAUAUCAGGGUUUUUGUGUUUAUAUUAUAGCCUUUUAAUUGGACCAUAUGUUUUUUUAGACAGUUUGGUCCAUUCAGUGGAUCACAACUGUUGACUUAAACCACCGAAUCUGAAUUCAGUGUGACCAGUUCCAUUAGGCAUUAAUUCAUCAACUUCAAAUGUAUUGUUUAUGGUGCUGUAUUUGUCGAAUUAAUGAGGAAGUGGUGAGAUUUGUCAUUUCUUCCAUCUUGGUGAAGAGAGGUUGCCGUAUCCUGGGUCUGAGAGUUGUGAUUGGACCAAACCCAUGAAGACACUCAAUCACAUGCAGGUACAGCACCCAGACUCCUCUCAUCCCAACUCCAGCUUGUCUUGGCAGCAUGGGUAGACACUGACUACUUCAGGUCACAGAAUCUUGAAAAAUCGAUAUGUCUGACAGCUGCAGUGCACGCUGAAAUUAUAACUCUGAACCACUGCCAAAUGUGUAACCAAGAAAAAUGGCUCAUCCAAGAAGAACUGUGCGAAACAGUUUGAGUAUAACAGGCCGACAAAUUUGCAUUUGCAAAAGGGGAAAGGUUGGUUCCUCCUUGUAUAUAAAUGUAACAGACCCCAGUGGGAGGGUGAUGCUCCCUGACCACUGAAGAUGGCUUCAGCUUUUGACCACUGAAGAUGGCUUCAGCUUUUGACCACUGAAGAUGGCUUCAGCUUUUGUGGAUGCUUUUUGCCUGCGCUUCUCAAGUAAGCUUAUCGAUGCUGCCUAAUGACCAUAUAUUAAGUUGCAUAGUAUUACAUGUAGAUUCACACCACCUCUCUGUAAAAAUGUGCCCACCACAUUUUUAACGCUAACCCCUUACGGUGUAUGUAAAAAUCAGUUUGAAAUCGGAGGAUUUGGGACUGUGAGGGAUAUAUCACAUUUGUUGGUCACACCACAGAGUGGGAUGUCGUGUACAGCGACACAACCCACUAUGAGAUUAACUUCCAUGGUGGUACCUGCCAAACCUGCUGUAACUGAUCUUCACUGGGCUCCAAACUGAGGUUCAACUUGCACAGAGUCUACGUUCACAAGUCACUUCCUGGUGCAUCAAAGGUGUAGACCUUCAUCAUGAUGCUGCCGUUUUUGUCUUGCUCUUGUAUACCAAAUGAUGGAACUAGUACAACCUUACAUAUUGCUAAAGGCAACUGACUGUUUUUUUUCUUACAGCCUCAGUUUGGGGCUCUCUGUGGUAGAAAACAAGAUAGUUGCCCCUUGAUAUGAUGAAGCUCUAUCCUAUGUGGUGUAGCCAACAAGUUUCACACAAGUGACUUUGGUUCUACAGUAGAAGUGCCAUGCUGAAGAACAAAAUGAAAAAUAAAACAAGUUCACUAAAUUCAUGACGGUUGAGAGAAUCCUUGGCACAAAUGCACAAUACCUACCCAAGAGCAAUCAUUUUCACAACCAGACUACAAGUACAGUACGUCCUACCUCAGCAUUCGCUCUUUGCACGCUGCCGCCAUAGGCACGCAGAGCCUCGAUCUAGCAGCUUGACACAAUCAAUAUAGCCGGUUCAGUGAUUCCCGUGUAUGUUGCUUAGCAAUUUGGUGCAUGCUGUGUUCUUAUACCAUGCGAUUGGACAAUGUUUCAAAAAGCUACGUUGACACGAUUGUGAUGCAAUUGUACAAGCUGCCAGUUCGAGGCUCUGCAUGCCUAUGGCGGCAGCGUGCAAAGAGUGAAUAGGCUAUGAAACAUUACGCAAUACAGAUCCACUUCCGUAAAUGGUGGUGUUCAUCAUGAACCCUAGUUCUGAAGAAAAAAAAAGCAGCUGAUUUUAUGUUUGUUUAUGUCAUCACAGAUCACCAUUUCUCUGUAUUAAAUGUCAUUUAUGGCUCUUUUUGGGGGAAAAAUAAAAAAAUACUGAACUCUCCCUUGUAUAUUUGCCAAGAAGCAUGUCGACUUUUAUCUAGUUUACUUCUGGACGCACUAGCUAGUUACAUAUUUAAUUGACUACGUAACUGAAGCAAAACUGGGGAAGCUCAACCUCCCCCCAAAAGUCAACAAAAAGCCAAAAACAAAAAAACAAAACAAAACAAAAAAUAAGAAAAAAAAAUAGGAUGAGAUUGUCAAUAACAUGAGUUUGUUCUGAUCGUCUUUUCUUUUCUGUUCGGGCUUUUCUGUUGUAUUUAUUUUUGAGUUGUUAGAAUAGAAAAGGGGUUUUGUAGACUUGAUCAACUGUGGGGAGAGAUCAUCACAGAUAUCUACCUGUAAUAAUCCUUCUGCAGCAACUUCGUGCUCUCUACUCAGGAUUUUACUUUUGACCAGCCCAGACCUUUGAAAGGUUUGUUGCAACAUCUGUUGUGGGAAUUUUUCCCCUUCAAAUUUUACAGAACUUGAGUUUUAGAGUUUCAUUUUGUUUUGACAAACAUCACUAGUUUGGGUCGACGUGUACUUUCACUUUGUUUUCUUUUGCUUGUUUUCAUUUUUGACAAAUUCACAUAGUAAAUAUGUGAAUAAUAUGCUUUUUGAUAGAUAGUAUCAUUUUGAUCAAACAUCUUAGUUCUGUAAAUACAGUAUAUAAAAACAAAAAAGGGGGAAAAAUCGAAUCAAAAUUGUGUUGUAUGAAAACCUGCUGCCUGUGUAAAAAUGUAAAUGGUGCAUGGAUUUGGGAAAUAUGUCAGGAUUUAGUCUGGGCCGUAGAUGAUGGCACCAGUCUGAAAAGCUUGCUGAUUGUCGAUCAGUCAACGGAAUUUUUGCCAAAGGGAAAGUAUGCAGGAUUUGACACAACAUAAAACUCUUUUGUUGAAAAAUGAAAGAAAAAAAUUGAAAACUGUACGCAUUUGAUAACCUUGAACAAAAAGGUAUAUAUGUGUAGUCGACAUUGAUGUACAUGUACAUGUUAGAUGUUGGAACGAUGUUCUUGCGUAGUAUGUGUGUAAAUAUGUAUUUUAAUAGAUAGCUAUAUCAACUUUAAGCGUUACCUGUGCUCAAUUGCUCAAUACCUCAUUUGCAUAAAAUUUACAUUGUCUGUGUAGACAGGUGAAAACUGUAAAUGUUUAGGAUGGACAGAGUGGAAUGUAAAGAUGGCGGUUGGUGGCGCUUGGCAGUCUGUAAAUAUUUUCUCCCUAAAACAUCACCAGCCUUGUUGAAACAUGUCAUAGGAAAAAAAGCUUACCGAUAAACUGGACCAUUAUCCAUUAUCAAAAUUGACAGUAUCAUGCCGAGAAGUUUAAGUGACCGUAAUCGAGAAAAGAUGCUUUAUGAGGUCCAUAAGUUAUGUGCCACCUGAUGUAUUAUUCCUUAAAACUAAGACACAGGUUUACCAUGGCGGCAAGUCUUCGAUAUUUUAGUCAUCACCUUAAGUCCAUCGGGCGUAGCAAAUUUCACGCCGCCAUGUGUUUCCAUUGAAGCCAGCUGCUUGGAAGAACUGAAAUUCUAUGAGGAAAAGUUGUCGUGAGGCCACGGAAUACAAAGCUCUUUCUGAUUUUUUAGCCUGCAGAGUUUGGGACUUACCUCCUGUUGGCCGCAUCCGUACAUGUGACAUCAAAUCAUGGGAACUCCCUUCGUUGGGGAAACUAUCGUAUAUGGUCCCAGGCCAUGGACCAUCUGCUUAUCUCGGUAUAGACAAAUCUGUCGAGACGCCAUUCCGAGGGGCCAUUACACACCUGAGCGCGCGCACUUCGGCAAUUGACUACUGCCUAUCGGUCAAGGAGGAAUUUCACGCGUGCGCACUGCCUGUUUUCGAACAGGAUGGCCCCGUAGUAAUGACUUCUAAUUUUGGUCGUCGGAUUCGUCUAUAAGACUGUUUACUGUCAUUUCUUGAAAUUUACUGGUUUGGAUCGUGAUCAUCGUGGAGGUUUCCUACCUGCAUGAUUAAAUCUAACCAACGGCUGUAGAAAAACUGAACAAGUACAACAAAUUCAAAACCUCUGAGAGAUCCAUUUUCAACUCGGGUUGUAAUUCAAGUCAAAGAAAUACCUACACAUGCGCGUACGUGCAUAAAUAUCACGUGCAUUAUCUUUUGCACUGACGUCACAAAGGCCUGUGGUAAAUACCGCCCUCUUGUGUUGCCUACUGAUUAAAGGAGUAACUUUGCUAUUAUCUUCUUGGCAACAUUAACCAAGGGUUUAAUAAUCAACGCAAGGAAUUUUCAACUCUAACGUAGUUGCUCGAUUUUCUUUUGUAUGUCUCCCACUUUUUUGAAUGUCCUCGGAUGAAUCCUAAUUUUUUGGUUGCAAUGAAGUAUUUGUUGUGUCGGGUUAAUCGAAUGCUAGAGAAGAGCGUAACGGUCGUGAUAGCAAAUCAACCACGUAGGCCCACUGUAUUCAUGUUUACAGUAGCUGUGUUCCUAAUGACGAUAUCCACUACAUUUGGUUUUUUUUUACAUCAGUGGAGAAAACUGUUGGUAACUUUUUGUCAGUAAUUCUUCCCUUAAACUAGAGACGAGGUUUCUGACCAGUGGAGAAUGGGACGAUGUUAUGACCCCGGAUGACCUCUCUGUAUUCAUUAUGCAGAACUUUAGUGCGUAGUAUUGUGCAGGUUUCUUCAUGUAUCUUCCUAACGCCGAUCGCGAAGUGUGAGUGAUUCCAGUUUGGCAUGCACAUUUUUUCUUGCGGUUGGGUGGAGGAGUUUACAAAUUCAUGAUGCAGAUGUUUUGCAUAUUCAUGAGCGUGUUCAGCUUUCCAGCCCAUUUCGCACAUACUUAUUGGCAUAUCGCCAUUGAGAUUCGACGCGUUUUGAAGGGGAUGAAACCUGCGUACAUGUGCAUGUGGUUUGUCUUAUUUGGGGUCUUGUCUUGCCAUAACUGUUUUCCAUUUGGUUUUCUCAUUGAUUACUCUGAGUAAUCCGCCUUGAACAGAAGCACCCCCUCAUCGGUUGAAGAGAGCCAUGCUGGGGAGGGUUCAAUUUGUUGGUAACGAUGCGACGGUAGCGCCUGCAUUUCCUAGUUGUUCGUGCACCAGCGAAGCUAAGUUCCAACCAAAGGAGCUUCCGUCGCGAAGAAAAUUGACCCUAUCUUGGUCCAGCUCGAGGCUCAUAGGGCUUGUAAUCGAAAUGGUGAGGAACCCUUCUCAGAUAUGUUCAGUUUUAGCAGUCAUAGUCUCUUAACACGCUGUACACGUCGCUGGCGAGUUUGUACCCCUGUUAAUACGUGUAAACGUUUUUGUUAGGUUACCGUCGACUGUAUAGCACUUGACCUGACCGUUGUACGUGACGUCAUUAAAUGGAAAGAACCAGGUUACGUUGACGUUUCUUAAAGAAGUUGAGCCUUUGUUUAUAUCGCCCUCUUUUGUACUCCGUUUGGGGGUUUCAAUACCCUCCCCUCCCCCCCUUUUUAACUCAGGGUAUGAGAAAAACCCUUUGCAUGUAAAAUCAGUGUAAAUUGUGAACAAAAGAUAGUUACACAAGGUAUUCAGUGUUUAGCUUGACAGCGAUUCAAAUAAAUAGAAGUUCAAAAUUCUUCCUUUUUAUAUAAAGUAACUAAUUAAGACUUAAAUAUUGGUCGUAUGAUGCUAGUCAUUCGUGUUGUGUGGACUGUUGAAUAUUCAGUAGCUGUGACGUCGUAGACUAGGUGUGCGUUUUAUGAAUAUUCAAUAGCAGUAAGAAAUCGGGUGCAAAACUUAUGUAGUUUACUAUGAUAUCAUGACGUGGUUGUUUGAAAACUGAAAUAUAUGGAUAUUACUACUGUUGUAUCAACGUUUUUGUCGAUCUAUAAAUGUCCUGUAAAACGUCUGUAAAAUUUAUCUGAAAUUUAUUAUGAAUUAAUGGAUCCGUGGUUUUUAUUUUUUAUAGAAACAUCUACCACCUUUUUUGAGGCGAAGUUCGUGUCAUUUGACUUGUUCAAGAUGAUUGUGUAAUAUAGUUUAUGGACAUUAAUGUGAGAUUCUUGAGGUUCAACCACGUGCUGUUGUGGUGCACUGCUGUAUAUUGUGUAUGUGUAAACCAAGUAUACGUACAUAGACUCUUUUUUGUGUACCAUUGACCGUGUACAGUGUUAGAUGUACAUGUGGUUGUAAUUUCAUCGAGAGCAGUGCCAAAAUUGCUAUGAAAACACCACAGUUAAUUGUAUUCAUAGCGUUCGAAGACGGGCGUAUAUCUUAAGUAUGGCAUCGUCUGACUCGGCAUUGCGGGCCUGAAAUAGGUAUCCUCAGUCGUGAAAGCUUCAAAUAUUGAACUUCUGAAAACAAAAGCUAAUUCUGUUUAAAAAGUUUAAAUGUAUGAAUAAUAUCGCCACAGCAAGUAGAUCAAAUCCCCCGUUUGAUUUCGAGUGGGCAUGGUCGAAGGAGAAUGUGAAGGAAAGUAAGAUGGCCUUGCAGUACAUGUAAAUGUCCUGGUUCUUUGGUGCGCUUUCUGAGAAGCCGUUUCAGAGCAAGUGUCAAAACCAAGAAAUAAUGUCAUGGCUACUGAGGACGUCAUGACUCAUUGUAGGGCUUCCUUGUGUUGUGGUGCUUCGUAUAGUCGUCCCUGUCGUUGAACAAUUAGACGCCCCCUCUGCUAUGAAUCGAUCCUUCCAUCCGGUCCAAGGGAUAAGCUCAGAAUGGUGAUGUCUUUAAUCCAAUAUUAAGUUAAUUUUUAUUUGUGAGCUCUAUUUAUUUUUGUUGACUUUGAAUCUGGAGAAAAUGUAAAUGCACACUAAAUGUAAGUUUAGUCAGUGUUUGUAUAACAUCGCCCGAAGUGUGACCAAUAAAUUUUAUACUACGCCAACUUAUUUCGUUAACGAUGUAUGUAUAAAUAUUUUAUUUAUAUUUAUAGAUAUGUUUAAGACUUGGGAUUGACAUGUCCUACAGAUCCCAGCAAACUCGUACCUGUAUUUGUGGAAAGCUUCCGCUAGCCGUUACAAUCGUGUUGAAAGAUGCAACAGCUAUGGGGUAUGAAAAUUGCUAUUGAACACAACUCUACUCACUUCGACAAGGAUCGUUCUGUGUUGACUGGUUUAGAGUUUAAAAAUUUCUGUUUUGUUCGUUUCUUUAAUUUAUUGGUGCUCCUUUUACCACCAUUAAUGCUUUGUAAAUGCACGCCCUCUGUUGGCCUUUGUUGGUCAGAUGCAUGGCUUUGCUUUAAUAUUCUGUAUUAUUUUGUAUAGCAAGAAUACAUGUAUACGUAUCUACCCUUUUUUGACAUUAAAUGUAGUAUAAAGAAAAUAAUAAACGUUGUGCAACUAUUCA